AUGGUAUUCCCUAGGUUUGGCAGUCUAUCUAAGCCUGUCGGAGAGCAGAGGGAUGCUGAAGGUCGCACGAUGGGCAUCGGAAGGGCUAAGCCAAAAACAGUUUGUCCUUUCGAGUUGGGAAUAAAGAUUGAGUCUCCACCAUGUGUGCUAUAUGGUUCCGCGCUGGAAUCUACGGGAGCGCUGCUGAAUGGACUGCUAAUAUUAGAUGUAAAGAAGAAGGCAGAGCUUACUGGGACAGACUGGCAUGGUUUGAAGCUGUCGUCGCGGCUGGGAAGCUACUCGAUGUCAAAGUCACGUGCCGGGGGCAAAGCUCCGGUCAGGCAGCAUAGUGCUGUCGGGGGCUCUGCAUAUAGCCCGGUGGAUGAGACAGAGGAAGGUGUUUAUCUGACUGGGCUUAAGUUGAGGAUGAUCCAACAUGUUAGGUACGGUAAGCCAUUUGUUCCUAACUCGCACGUAAUAGCUUCGUGUGGAAGCUGUAAGAAGAGAGAUACUGACUUGGCAAAGUGGGAUGUUCUGAAGGCUGCGAAAUGGGUAGCUUCUGGUCAGCAUUCUUACCCUUUUUCAUAUCUGGUUCCAGGUCAUAUUUCUUCUACUUGUUCUCUUGGUUCUGGAGGAGGGACGAAAAUCAGCUAUGAACUACUAGCGGAAGCAUCGUACCGAUACAAAGGUGCUGAUGUUGAAGGGAAAGAUGAGCAUAUUGUUUUGAGUGUGCCUGUUGCUGUAACUAGAAGUAUCCUACGUGGGCCUGAAAAAAACUCUUUACGUGUGUUUCCUCCCACAGACGUUGUAGCUGCAGCAUUGUUACCAAAUGUGAUCUAUCCGACAUCUACGUUCCCUCUAGAACUUAGAUUAGACGGGGUUUGUUCAGAAGGUCGAAAAUGGAGAAUGAGAAGAUUGACUUGGCGCAUAGAUGAGAAGGUCCGUGUGAAAUCCCAUGCAUGUCCUUUGCAUAUGAGUAAACUGAAAGUGUUGGAAGAUGAGGUCAAAGAGAAGCAAGCUAGGAAUGCGAAAAAACCGAUACGACCAAUUAAAAGAACUCCCGACAUGGGUCCCCAAGUAACGGUUGCUGCACACACACCAGAGAACCCUGCUUUUGAAAUUAGCCAGAAUACUGGAAGACGCGAUUCGAAUAAUGCAAAUUUAUAUGACCAAACUACAUCAAGUGCGGCUUCUAACGUCUUUGUCCAUCCUAGCGAUCAUGCAAUGCAGCAGGAGUUGCACGAACAGAAUGAGAGACUUCGACGUCAACAGCUGGAAGAAGAGCAGAAACAGGAGACUACAAUAUACACAGAAGAAAUUCGAACACUUGCAAGUGAAGAUAUAAAUAGUGGAUGGAAGAGCGAUUUUAGCGAAACUGGUAAAAUUGAACUGGUUAUUGACGUCGACUGUACCAAGCUUCACUCCGGUGUGUCAAACCCUGUGAAUUAUGUAUCAACCGCAAGGCCGUUUGUUCCACCGCCAUCUCAUCCUGCAAAUGUAGCGUGUGAUAUUGAGGAUCACGCGCUAGGUAUAUUUGUUAGUCAUUUGCUUUCCGUCGAAAUUAUUGUUGCUGAGGAAGUUUUACAGUAUUCAAAUGGGCAACCAAUAAAUGAGAGCCCUCAUGUACACCCUGGUGCUGCAGAAAAGGUAAGUACAGGUACAUCUACUAAUUCUGAUCACCGGCUGGCAGAGUUAUCACCUAUGUUUGCAAAUCGAAAUCAUAAUAGUCAGCGAAGGGUUUCUGAAACCGGAUUUACCGAUGAGAUUGGUACCGCUACUCAAACACCUUUGAGCUCUCGAAUUGUUGGAGUACCUACUGGUGCAGCUCGAGUUUUAAGGAUGCAAUUUAGGUUAGUUAUGACAGAGCGUUCUGGUAUUGGAAUAUCCUGGGACGAUGAAGUUCCACCGACUUACCAGGCUGUUAAACAUUUGUCUCCCCCGGGUUAUUAUGAUAUACCAGUAAAGCAAUUAUCAACACCAUCGAACACACAUACCCUACAUGAUGUUUCCAUUGAUUCAGCAGGCUCUGUGAGUGGAUCACAAACUUCCAUAGAAUUAAGCAAACUUACACUUUCUCCCUCAGUUUCAAAUCCUCAUAUUAAUGGAAGUGAUCCGAUAAGUCUUUCCAUUGAGGAUAGUAGAGUAGAUAGUGGUGAAAACAUAAUGGUAAUUCAAGGAAACGUAUUUGGCGAGUCAAGCACACUAACUCCACAUCCAACGAGGAAUAUUCGCGUUGUUAAUAUGUCUGAGCUAUUGGACACCAAUAGGAUUACACAAUAA
This is a messenger RNA of Eremothecium sinecaudum, 2259 nucleotides long. RefSeq names its product Ldb19p (gene LDB19). Lineage: Eukaryota; Fungi; Ascomycota; Saccharomycetes; Saccharomycetales; Saccharomycetaceae. The coding region runs from base 1 to 2259 and encodes 752 amino acids. The record is from RefSeq and is a predicted model, not a curated record. The transcript has a single exon.